AGACGUGAGACUUGCCGCAGGCUGAGGAGGAGGAAGAAGGGGCAGUGGGAGCAGAGGAGGUGGCUCCAGCCUCGGGGAGGCUCUGAGGGUCCCUGCCUGAAGAGGGAGAGGGGACCAGAACUUGGGGCAGGGGCUCUGGAAUGCAGCCCCCUUCACUGCUGCUUCUUCUGCUGCUACUAUUGUGCUUCUGGAUUAUCAAGACCAGAGGGCGGCUGUGCAGGAGUUUCCCAGAAGACUGUGCCAAUGGAGGCACGUGUCUGACCCUCUCUGAGGGUCAAGGGAUCUGCCAGUGUGCUCCUGGCUUCCUGGGUGAGACGUGUCAGUUCCAUGACCCCUGCCAGGAUGCUGAUCUCUGCCAGAAUGGAGGCAGCUGUCAAGCUCUGCUCCCUGUCCUCCCUGGUUCCCCUAGCCCACCCUCUCCCUUAGCCUCUAGCUUCUUCUGCACCUGCCCCCCUGGCUUCACUGGCGAGAGGUGCCAAGCCCGACUCGGGGACCUCUGUUUUCCCUCUUACUGUUCCCAAAGGGGCCGUUGCCACAUCCAGGCCUCAGGCCACCCACAGUGCUACUGCAUGUCAGGAUGGACAGGUGAGCGGUGCCAGCUGCGAGACUUCUGCUCAGCCAACCCCUGCAUCAAUGGAGGAGUGUGUCUGGCCACGUAUCCCCAGAUCCAGUGUCACUGUCCACCUGGCUUUGAGGGCCAUGCCUGUGAACACGAUGUCAACGAGUGCUACAUGGACCCAGGACCCUGCCCCAAGGGCACCUUCUGCUAUAACACUCUGGGCUCCUUCCAGUGUCUCUGCCCUGCUGGACGUGAGGGUACACACUGUGGGCUCCAAGCUGGACCCUGUCUCCCCAAGAGCUGUUCCAAUGGGGGAACCUGCCAGCUGGUGCCAGGGGCACACUCCACCUUCCACCUCUGCCUCUGCCCCCCAGGUUUCACAGGCCCAGACUGUGAGGUAAAUCCAGAUGAUUGUGUUGGGCACCAAUGUCAGAAUGGGGGUACUUGCCAGGAUGGGCUGAACACCUAUACUUGCCUCUGCCCAGAGGCCUGGACAGGCUGGGACUGCUCUAAGGACGUGGAUGAGUGUGAGGCCCAGGGUCCCCCUCACUGCAAAAAUGGGGGCACCUGCCAGAACUCAGCUGGUGGCUUCCACUGUGUAUGUGUGAGCAGCUGGGGAGGCAUAGGCUGUGAGGAAAACCUGGACGACUGUGUUGCUGCUACCUGUGCCCCAGGAUCCACCUGCGUUGACCGUGUGGGCUCCUUCUCCUGCCUCUGCCCACCUGGCCGCACAGGCCUCCUGUGCCACCUGGAGGACAUGUGUCUGAGUCAGCCAUGCCAUGGAGAAGCCCAGUGUAGCACCAACCCUUUGACGGGCUCCACCCUCUGCCUGUGUCAGCCGGGCUACUCUGGGCCCACCUGCAAUAAGGACCUGGAUGAGUGUCAGAUGGCCCAGCAAGGUCCCAGUCCCUGUGAACAUGGCGGCUCCUGCCUCAACACCCCUGGCUCCUUCGACUGCCUCUGUCCCCCUGGCUACACAGGCUCCCGCUGUGAGGCUGAUCACAAUGAAUGCCUGUCCCAGCCCUGCCACCCAGGCAGCACCUGCCUGGACCUGCUUGCCACCUUCCACUGCCUUUGCCCACCAGGCUUGGAAGGGCAGCUUUGUGAGGUGGAGACGGACGAGUGUGCCUCGGCUCCUUGCCUGAACAACGCGGUCUGUCAGGACAUGCGCAACAGCUUCCUGUGCAUCUGCCCACCCGGAUUCAUCGGUGCACAAUGUGAGGAGGACAUCGACGAGUGUGGAAGCUCUCCCUGUGCCAACGGUGGACAGUGCCAGGACCAGCCUGGAGCCUUCCAAUGCAAAUGUCUCCCAGGUUUUGAAGGCCCACGCUGUCAGACAGAGGUAGAUGAGUGUCUGAGUGGCCCAUGCCCCACCGGUGCCAGCUGCCUUGAUCUCCCAGGAGCCUUCUCUUGCCUCUGCCCCUCUGGCCUCACAGGCCAGUUUUGUGAAGUCCCCCUGUGUGCCCCCAACCUAUGCCAGAACAAGCAAGGAUGUCAGGAUCGGGAGGACAAGGCCCACUGCCUCUGCCUUGAUGGAAGCCCUGGCUGUGUCCCCACUGAAGACAACUGCACCUGCCACCAUGGGCACUGCCAGAGGUCCUCAUGUGUGUGUGACAUGGGCUGGACAGGGCCAGAGUGUGAGGCAGAGCUGGGGGGCUGCAUCUCUAUGCCCUGUGCCCAUGGGGGUACCUGCUUCCCCCAGCCCUCUGGCUACAACUGCACCUGCCCCACAGGCUACACAGGGCCCACCUGCAGUGAGGAGGUGACAGUAUGUCACUCAGGGCCCUGUCUCAAUGGCGGCUCCUGCAGUCCCAGCCCUGGGGGGUACUCCUGCACCUGCCCCCCAAGCUACACAGGGCUCCGCUGCCAGAUCAACACUGACCACUGUGCCUCUGCCCCGUGCCUCAAUGGGGGUACCUGUGAGAACAGGCCAGGUACUGCCUUCUGUCUCUGUGCCAAGGGCUUCCAGGGCCUACGCUGUGAAGGAAGGAUCCAUCCCAGCUGUGCAGAUAGUCCCUGUAGGAACAGGGCAACCUGCCAAGAUGGCCCUCAGGGUCCCCGCUGCAUCUGUCCCCCUGGCUACACAGGAGGCAGCUGCCAGACCCUGGUGGACUUAUGUGCCCAAAAGCCCUGUCCACACAAUGCCCACUGCCUCCAGACUGGACCCUCCUUCCAGUGCCUGUGCCUCCAAGGAUGGACUGGGCCUCUCUGUGACCUUCCACUAUCCUCCUGCCAGAGGGCUGCUCUAAGCCAAGGCAUAGAGGUCUCCACCCUGUGCCAGAAUGGAGGCCUCUGUAUCGACAGUGGCCCCUCUUAUUUCUGCCACUGCCCCCCUGGAUUCCAAGGCAGCUUAUGCCAGGAGAGAGUGAACCCUUGUGAGUCCAGGCCCUGCCACCAUGGGGCCACCUGCAUGGUUCAGCCCAAUGGGUAUCUCUGCCAGUGCGCCCCAGGCUACAGUGGACAGAAUUGCUCAAAGGAACCUGAUGCAUGUCAGUCCCAACCCUGUCACAACCAUGGAACCUGCACCCCCAAGCCUGAAGGUUUCCACUGCUCCUGCCCUCCCGGCUUUGUGGGCCUGCGGUGUGAAGGGGAUGUGGACGAAUGUCUGGACAGGCCCUGCCACCCCACAGGCACUGCAGCCUGCCACUCUUUGGCCAAUGCCUUCUACUGCCAGUGUCUACCUGGACACACAGGCCAGUGGUGUGAGGUGGAGAUAGACCCCUGCCAGAGUCAGCCCUGUUCCCAUGGAGGGUCCUGUGAGGCCACAGCAGGAUCACCCCCAGGUUUUACCUGCCACUGCCCUACGGGUUUUGAAGGCCCCACCUGCAGCCACAGAGCCCCCUCCUGCGGCCUCCAUCACUGCCACCAUGGAGGCCUGUGUCUGCCCUCCCCUAAGCCUGGCUUCCCACCCCGCUGUGCCUGCCUCAGUGGCUAUGGGGGCCCUGACUGCCUGACCCCUCCAGCUCCUCAAGGCUGUGGCCCUCCCUCCCCAUGCCUACACAAUGGCAGCUGCUCAGAGAUCCCCGGGUUGCAGGGCCCAGGCUUUCGAUGCUCCUGCCCUCCCAGCUCUCCAGGGCCCCAGUGUCAGAGGCCAGGAGCCAAAGGGUGUGAGGGCAGAAGUGGGGAUGGGGCCUGUGAUGCUGGCUGCAGUGGCCCAGGGGGAAACUGGGAUGGGGGGGAUUGCUCCCUGGGGAUCCCAGACCCCUGGAAAGGCUGCCCCUCUCACUCCCGUUGCUGGCUACUUUUUCGAGACGGUCAGUGCCACCCACAGUGUGACUCUGAAGAGUGUCUGUUUGAUGGCUACGACUGUGAGACCCCUUCAGCCUGCAGCCCAGCCUAUGACCAGUACUGCCACGAUCACUUUCACAAUGGGCACUGUGAGAAAGGCUGCAACACUGCCGAGUGUGGCUGGGAUGGGGGCGACUGCAGGCCUGAAGCUGGGGACUCACAGUGGGGGCCCUCCCUGGCCCUGCUGGUGGUGCUGAGCCCGCAGGCCCUGGACCAGCAGUUGCUUGCCCUGGCCCGAGUGCUGUCCCUGAUCCUGAGGGUGGGGCUCUGGGUGAGGAAGGAUGGUGAUGGCACGGACAUGGUGUAUCCCUAUCCUGGGCCCCAGGCCAAAGAGGAGCUGGGAGGAACCUGGGACCCCUCUCAGCAGGAAACAGCAGCCCCUCCUACAUCACCCCUGGGCAAGGAAACAGAUUCUCUCAGCACUGGGUUUGUUGUGGUGAUGGGUGUGGAUUUGUCCCGCUGUGGCCCUGACCACCCUGCAUCCCGAUGUCCCUGGGACCCUGGGCUCCUGCUCCGCUUCCUUGCAGCUAUGGCUGCCGUGGGGGCCCUGGAGCCCCUGCUGCCUGGACCCCUCCUAGCUGCCCACCCUCGUGCAGGCACCGUGCUCCCGGCCAACCAGCUCCCCUGGCCUGUGCUGUGCUCUCCAGUCGCUGGGGUGCUUCUCCUGGCCCUAGGGGCUCUUCUUGUCCUCCAGCUCAUCCGACGUCGACACCGAGAGCAUGGGGCCCUCUGGCUGCCCCCUGGUUUCACAAGACGGCCCCGAAAUCAGAGGAUCCCCCGCAGGCGCCGGCCUCCCCUGGGCGAGGACAGUAUUGGCCUCAAGGCUCUGAAGCCAGAGGCAGAAAUUGAUGAAGAUGGAGUUGUGAUGUGCUCAGGCCCCAAGGAGGGAGAGGAGGUGGGCCUGGCUGAAGAAAUGACCCCACCUUCCAAAUGCCAGCUCUGGACUCUGAGUGGAGACUGUGGGGAGCUUCCUCAGGCAGCCAUGCUGACUCCUCCACAAGAGUGUGAAAUGGAGGCCCCUGAUGUGGACACUUGUGGACCUGAUGGGGUAACACCCUUGAUGUCAGCAGUUUGCUGUGGGGAAAUGGAGUCCAGGCCCUUCCAAGGGGCAUGGCUGGGAGGCCCUGAACCAUGGGAACCUCUGCUAGGUGGAGGGGCCAGUCCCCAGGCUCAUACGAUGGGCACUGGGGAGACCCCUUUGCACCUGGCUGCCCGAUUCUGCCGGCCAACGGCUGCCCGUCGCCUACUUGAGGCUGGAGCCAAUCCCAACCAACCAGACCGGGCAGGGCGCACCCCGCUUCACGCUGCUGUAGCUGCUGACGCUCAGGAGGUCUGCCAGCUCCUGCUCCGGAGCAGACAGACUGAAGUGGACGCGCGCACCGAGGACGGGACCACGCCCCUGAUGCUGGCCGCCAAGCUAGCCGUGGAGGACCUGGUUGAAGAACUGAUUGCGGUCCGAGCAGAUGUGGGGGCCAGAGACAAAUGGGGAAAAACUGCGCUGCAUUGGGCCGCCGCCGUGAACAACGCCCGGGCCGCCCGCUCCCUUCUGCAGGCCGGAGCCGAUAAAGACGCCCAGGACAACAGGGAGCAGACGCCGCUGUUCCUUGCAGCCCGAGAAGGGGCAGUGGAGGUAACCCAGCUGCUGCUGGGGGUCGGGGCAGCCCGAGAGCUGCGGGACCAGGCCGGGCUAGCGCCCCGGGACAUCGCCCGCCAGCGUAACCACUGGGAUCUGGUGACGCUACUGGAAGGGGCGGGGCCACCAGAGGCGGGUCACAAAGCCACGCCGGGCAGCGGAGCUGGCGCCUUCUCGUGCGCGCGGAUCGCAUCAGGGAGCGCGCCCCCGCGUGGGGCUGGGGCUCUGCCAAGCAUUCGGACGCUGUCUGCAGGAGCUGGCCCUCGAGGAGGCGGGGCUUGUCUGCAAGCCCAGACUUUGUCAGUUGACUUGGCCGCUCAAGGGGGCGGGGCCUAUUCACACUGCGGGAGCCUAUCGGGAAAAGGAGCAGGAGGAGGCCCACUCCCCCGUGGUCGGAGAGUUUUUGCAGGCAUGCGCGGGCCUCGGUCCAGACCUGCCAUAAUGCGGGGAAGAUCCGGGGUCGCGGCCCGGCGCGGGGGUGGGGCCUCAGUGGCUAACUGGCCCUGUGAUUGGGUGGCUCUGGGAUCCUGCGGCCCCGCCCCCAGCACUAAGAUCCCGCCUCCUUGCCUUACUCCGUCCCCAGAGCGGGGAUCCCCUCAAGCUGCCUGGGGUCCCCAAGCCCUAAAUUCCGGAGGCGAGGGCCAAAAAUAGGCUACGUGGGAGCAGGGAAAACGUCUUAAAAUGAGUACCCAUUAAAUGACAAGCAGUAUGGAAGGCCCUCCAGAUUUUGAGGUUCUGGAGCCCCAAAGAUGAGGUCAUGAGUUUCGUUUCCUUCCCAACAUAAGUGUGUGCUCACCAGAACAGGCAUCGUCUUCCACGUCGAGAAUCUGCAGCUCUGGAAAGGGGAUUUAGGGUGUUGGGAUGAGACAGGCCUAGCCCUGCUCCCAGAAAAAUGAGUGAGGGGCUACAAGAAGGCAGUGAAGUGGGACAAGUCCCCUAAACUGGAACCAAGGACUGUAGGCAGAUAGAUCUAAGAUGUUCUUUCCUAGAUAUGGUUUCCAAAGGAAACCUCUCAUACCUCACCCCCGCUGCCUAUAUAUAGAUGGCUGACAGCUACUAUGUGCCGGGCACUAUAGGUGCCAAGGGGGAGGGCCCAAGGGCAACUCCAGCUGAUGACCCCUUGCAUUCACCCAUCUCCCCAAAAAAAACUUCACUGAAGGCAUGAAACACUAGUCUCCUAGCUACAGUUGUCUCUAUUUAAAACCCUCAAAUAUGUCACCCAUGCAAUAAAGCUGAUUUGAA
Orycteropus afer afer is the source of this 6722-nucleotide messenger RNA. Lineage: Eukaryota; Metazoa; Chordata; Mammalia; Tubulidentata; Orycteropodidae. The record is from RefSeq and is a predicted model, not a curated record.